Auanema sp. JU1783 is the source of this 1395-nucleotide messenger RNA. The record is from the annotation of a GenBank genome assembly. NCBI's taxonomy places the organism in Eukaryota, Metazoa, Nematoda, Chromadorea, Rhabditida, Rhabditidae.
AUGCCGGAGUUGAAACUAGCUAGUAUAGUAUCAGCUUCUGAAGCUUUCGAGAAGUUUGUAGCUUCCAGUUUAUUAGACUCCAGAAGGCACAAGCCGUUCAAGGGCAAGCCAGGUGUGGAGAGCAAUGUUGUUAUUAUCAAAUUAGCUAAAGAAGAUACGAUUACUUACAUCGAUAUAGGCAAUGAAUUCACAGCUCUGAUAGAGAUUCAGGUUGCCAAGUCAUGUUACGACAACCCAAUAUACUCGACAUUACUUGAUACAAAGUUUCUGAUGACCCCGGAAGAGAGCAAGAAAGAAAAAAAUGGAAACAAAUGGCAUCGCUUCUCUAAAGACGAUUUCAACUCUUCAGUUCUGGAUAGUAAGUGGGAUCUCGUGAAGCAGUCUUUCAACUCUAAAAUUCCAUAUGGAUUGACAUUCAUCUCAUUGACGGGAGGUGAAGAAGAAAUAGAUUCAAAUGCUCUUUUAACACCUUUGGGAUGUGCUCUAACACCAACGGUUAAAACCAAUAGUACUGGCAACGAAUUGAAAAGAAGUGUCUUCGAUGAUUUUGAAAUCUGCUUGGAGAAAGAAAAAGAAGAGAAGAUGUCCCCUGUUUCAGCUCCUAAAGGACGAAUUAUUAUACCCCGUAGCGCUGAUGGAUUGAUAUUAGACCACAAAGGAAAGCAGCGUACUCCUGCAGGUUUAACUUUGGAGAAAAGAACUGAGUCUUUCGAGAAAUGGAAAAACUUCAAAGAAGGGAGGAAUAAAAAUCUCGCAGAAAAAACUCCAAAAGCAAACCAAAGUGUACAGCGAGUAAUCAAAGUAGAAAACAGCAAAGAUGCUUCUCAGACCGAUCUGUUUGAUCUACCAAUCGAGUCGCAUGCCCAAAACGAUACCUCACUUCCGAUUGUAAAUGAACAAGAAAACUAUAGUCCCAAAACCCCAUCUAGAAAACGGUUGAGCCAUGAUUCAAACAGCUUUUCGAACAAACGAGUAAAAGUAGUCGCAGAGGAAGAAACAGCUGUUUCAAUACCAUGCACUAAUGCUAAAGAAAAUGAAGAAAAGCUGCAGAAGGGUAAGCCUGACUCUUCUUCGAAAACUCCGAUCUCUACAAACCCGAAAACACCCCUUGUAUAUCCCCCAAACUUGAUUAAUCCCUUGAAAGAUGUCGUGUUAACACUGAGCGGCUUCCAGAAUCCACUUCGAACACAACUGCGCGAGAAAGCGUUAUCUCUUGGAGCAGUAUAUUCUAAUGACAUGUCACCGAAAGUGACUCAUGUACUAUCCGCCUUUCGCAAUACCCCCAAAGCAAAGCAAGCAGGCUCGUCUGUAUUCAUUGUUUCUUCAUUCUGGCUAGAUCGAUGCGUUAUGGAAAGAAGACGAUUAGACGAAAACUUAUUUUCAUUAAAGAAUUGA